Messenger RNA from Brugia malayi, 171 nucleotides. RefSeq lists its product as uncharacterized. The record is from RefSeq and is a predicted model, not a curated record. The coding region runs from base 1 to 171 and encodes 56 amino acids. NCBI's taxonomy places the organism in Eukaryota, Metazoa, Nematoda, Chromadorea, Rhabditida, Onchocercidae. The transcript is spliced from 3 exons.
AUGGUUUUUUCUGCGUGGUUGGGUUUCGUACCUACGAAAGAGAAGUGUUCAGCGUACAUAUACGUUAAUUAUCAUAUUUUUUUAUUCGUGAAAAGGUAUGUAAGAAGUGCUGAAAAAUGCGUGGUACUAGCUCAUAGAUUUUCUGGAAGAAAGAUAUUUGAAAAAGUUUAA